AUGGCUUCCCAAAUCGAGAACAGCUUCUUGCAUGAAGUCGAGAAAACGACUCUCCAGGAUCCAUCAAAUGCAGACUUGAUCAAGGCUACAGCGCUUGAGCUUCAGAACCAGGGGCUUCUUGCGAUAUGCUCACGACUGGCCGUUCAUCUCUGCAAAAGAAACAUCAACCUGAUCAAAGGCCGCGUCUUGGUUCAAACGAGCCCGUCAGCUGCAUACAAUUUCCAAGAGACUUUGGAUCAUGCACGCUUAUAUUGUAUCAAGAUCAUGGCUACGGGUCCUGGAAUGAAUGCUGCCAAAGUUCUUCAAGAUGAAGGCAUCCCGACCUUGGGAACCGGCGUGUUUAGCGUGGUUCAGGCUGUGGCGUGCAGCCAGGCGGGUUGCUUAUACAUCAGCCCAUAUUACAACGAAAUACGAACCCACCUGAACCCAUCUCUGUGGCCCGAUGUCCAGGAUCCUGCAUUGGAGCACCCGUUCUCCCAUCGUAUCGCUCAGAUGGUUCAGGCAUAUAAGACCUUGUUUGCUAAAACUGGCAAAGAGCAGCCAUUAGUUAAGAAUGCUGGCUUUCGCUCGCACAGAGAAGUGCUUGCCUCGGCUGAACUCGGCUGCCAUUCUGCAACUAUUUCCCAGGAUCUAUUGGAGGAGCUUAAGACUUUAACACCAGGAGAAGUUCCACUGCCCGCUGCUCUUAAGGUAGCCUGCUUGAAGCAUCCUUAUGCUGACAAUGUACCUAUUCCUUCGCCAAGACUAGGAGAACUGCUCACUCGACAUCUUGAUGCCACUCUGAAUGAAGGAAAAGAAUGGUCUGCAAAGGAUUUGACGGCUGAUUUAUUGGUUGAUGAAGGCAAAGCGUUGGAGAAUUUUAUGAAUGGAGAUCCGGAAGCGGCUCGCAUGGUCAAGGAAGCUCUGGAUAUGUUUAUUUUCUGUGAGGAGGAGACACAAAAGCUCAUCAAAGGGGCAGCCUUAGUCGCAAGUCUAUAA
Fusarium redolens is the source of this 978-nucleotide messenger RNA. RefSeq lists its product as uncharacterized. Gene Ontology annotation, biological process: pentose-phosphate shunt, non-oxidative branch; carbohydrate metabolic process. Lineage: Eukaryota; Fungi; Ascomycota; Sordariomycetes; Hypocreales; Nectriaceae. The record is from RefSeq and is a predicted model, not a curated record. The coding region runs from base 1 to 978 and encodes 325 amino acids. Gene Ontology annotation, molecular function: transaldolase activity. Gene Ontology annotation, cellular component: intracellular anatomical structure. The transcript is spliced from 6 exons.